Gadus chalcogrammus (walleye pollock) is the source of this 4116-nucleotide messenger RNA. RefSeq names its product alpha-1,3-mannosyl-glycoprotein 4-beta-N-acetylglucosaminyltransferase C-like. Gene Ontology annotation, molecular function: acetylglucosaminyltransferase activity. Bases 100 to 1491 code for a protein of 463 amino acids. NCBI's taxonomy places the organism in Eukaryota, Metazoa, Chordata, Actinopteri, Gadiformes, Gadidae. Gene Ontology annotation, biological process: protein N-linked glycosylation. The record is from RefSeq and is a predicted model, not a curated record. The transcript has 5 exons.
ACUGAAUAUGACGACGAUACACUUCUGACACCAACACAUUUACUACAUCGCUUCCUGAACACACACAACACGCUGCUUGUAGGUAGUUCUCAGGAGGACAUGCGGUGUUCUUUGACCAAGGUGUUGGUUGGGUCCCUCCUGCUGCUCACCGUCUACCUCCUGGGCCGGUCUGACCUCCUACUGACGCAACCGGGUGAGAGCGCGUCAGAGCUGACCUGGCCCCUCGCCAAGAGUGAGGGCGCUAGUGCAUCCUGGGUAGACGGGGGGAACUACCUGCCGCUCAACGUGUCCUACCUGUUGCUGGCUGGAGUGCCCGCAAUCAAACAGCGGUUCCUUACGAUCGGUCUGGCGUCGGUGAAGAGGAAGAAGGGCAGCUACCUCCUGCCGACCCUGGCUUCCCUCUUCUCCCAGUCGUCCUCCACAGAGAGGGCCUCCAUGGUGGUGGUGGUGCUGCUUGCUGAAUUUGACCCUGUGUGGCGAGGGGCGACGCUGGACGAGAUCAGAGCUGCCCACCCCUCCGAGUUGGACAAGGGCCAGCUUCUAGUGAUACACGUACCGCCGCAGUUCUACCCACCCCUUACAGCCCUGAAGAGGAACUACAACGACGCUCCGGAGCGAGUGUCCUUCCGCUCCAAGCAGAACGUGGACUACUCGUUCCUGAUGCACUACAGCAGCAGCCAGGCCACCUACUACCUCCAGCUGGAGGACGACGUCAUCUCCGCCCACAGCUUCCUCUCCACCAUCCACAAGAGCAUCCAGGAGCGCCAGGCGGUCCACUGGGCCCUGCUGGAGUUCUCCAGCCUGGGCUACAUCGGGAAGCUCUACAAAGCGGCAGACCUACCCCUCCUGGCCCGCUUUCUCUUCCUGUUUUACCAGGAGAUGCCCUGCGAUUGGCUGCUCACUCACUUCCGCGAGCUGUUGGUCCAGAAGGAGCAGAUCCUUAUCAAGCCCUCCCUGUUUCAGCACAUUGGGGCCUUCUCCUCCUUCAAGGGCAACGCCAACCCGCUUAAGGACAUGUCCUUCGAAAAGGAUGUCUACUCCAACCCUGUGGCCGACGUGUACAGCGAUAUAUCCGUGUACAAGGACCACGUGCCCCGGCUGGCGUGGGAGGCAGGGGAGGGGUACUUCUGGGGGCGCACACCGGAGCUUGGAAGCUAUCUGACGGUGGUCCUCAGAGCGCCGGCCGUGGUGACCAGUGUGAGGGUGGUGACGGGCUUUGAAGGGAAGGACGUCCUACUGUUUGCUGUGGUGGAGCUGGGCCAGAACGUUGAGACCACAGUGAGGGGGGAGAAGAGCUGCAAGGACUUCCGGCCAUUGGGGAUCAUGAACAAUGGAAUGUUUGAGAAGAAGGCUCUGGAGAUGGAGUUUGGCUCCUCUACUUCCUGUUUACGGUUGCGAGUCACCGGAAAACAUAAAGAUUGGAUAGCAAUUAUGAAAAUUAGAGUCACUGUCAAGACCGAUCUGCACACCAGCCUUGUGAAUGGGAGCUGAAUUUGCUUGUUUUAUUAUUGAGCUUAUGAUACAGACUUGGAUAUAUAUUUUAUAGUUUUAUAAUGCAAUUUCCUAUGGCAUCCUUGAGAGAAUCUCACAGCCGGGUGUCUGAUGGGUGGGAUCCAAUUUAACCAUCAAUAAGCUAAGCUGUGUCCCCAACAUGGUUGAUUAAACAUUGAAUAGUUUUGUAUUGAAUCAAGUGCACAUUCCAGUUAUUGUCCGAUAUUGUUAAAAAUGCUGCCAUUGUUUAUGGCUUUCCCUGUAAACCAUGCAUGGUCAGGUUAUGUGUUUGGGGCCAGUUACUAAAUUGUUAUCUGUUUUCUCUCCAUACACUGGCCCAUAUUGUUUUCCGUUAUCAGACAGUGCCAUGGGCAUAUUGUUGAAUGCCCAUUGACUCUAAAAGUCAAGUGGAAACAAAUGGAAGAAACGGCCCAUUUUGGGUUAGAUGUCUUGCACAUUUUCCAUUACCCCGUUAAAACCCAAAGCGAGAAAAUGGGCCAAUGUCCCCAAAGCAGAAUGAAACUUUAAAUAUGUGAUUGAGUGGCAUUAAAUAAUAAUGAUGGAGCACACUGUAAAACUUUUCAGCAGGUUCCCCACGAUCAUAUACAUACAGCUAGCUUGCUGUAAUCUUAGCAUACAGCAUGCCGCUGAUAUAUGACAGUAAUCUACUGGCAGCAAAAUGAAAGGCCUGUACUGGACGCCUUGGGGUCUUUCAUAUAACUUGGUUUGUGGAGAUAGCAUGACAUUGAAAGAUAGUUUUCAAGCACGUUAGCAUUUAGCUUCUGUAUGUAGCAAUCACCUAGCCUUUUGCCAUAUAAACGGGGGUCCAAACUCACAAAGGCCCGAUAUAUAACAAUCAUAUUUCCAAUCGCUUAGUCAUUUUCUUUAAUUGCCACUUUGGCACCCCUAACGCCCCUCAACUACAAGAGCAGCCUUUCAUUUCAAUGCCCACCACUCUUAAGGCUUCGUUAUUGUUCCACGUAAUGACUAAGCAAUCGCUUCGAAACAGUCGUGAACCUGUUUUGGUUCUGCAUAUGGUUAACGUCAGGUAAAGAAACAAUAAAGACUAACAAAAGUUGAGCACUGCUUCCAGCACUCACCUAAUUAUGUAUAUAUAUAUAUAUAUAGUUAUUGUUAUUAAACAAAUAUAUAGAUAUAUUUUCAUUAUAUAUAUAGAUAUAAUAAAAUGGGUGUAAUUUGAGGCAAAUUUUAUUUUCCCAAGACUCUUUGCUAUUGGCAGUAUAUGGCUGUAAAUGUAAAUAUUGACUGAUGAAGUGUUUGAACAACCAUUGAGACUCCCACAAUGCACGGUUCCUCACAGCAUUAUAAUCCAGAGGGGCAGGGGCCACAGCUCGCUGGGAGCGGGGGUGCCUGAACAUGGCUCCUGAGCGGCUCCGUGCUGACACGGAGCCGCUCAGUGCUGUAACUGAGCGGCCAUAGGAGAGCGGCUUAUGGCCGCUCAGCGGCUCGGUGCUGAUACUCUCACGGAGGAUGUUACUCUCAUUGAGGGUCUCAUGGGGACUUCUGCUGGCGACUUUAUAGAUGCUCUUUAUUAUACAGAGAGAAGGAUGCUACAACCCAAGUACAAACUACCAAUGAAAGCCAGCACGAGUGCAUGCCAGAGUACAGGACCAAACACCUGGACGUAGAAACCCAAGAUCACACACUGCUUGCUAAACAUGCAGGGGUUGUCGGCCCUCCUUGCUGGGUGGCCCCUCCACCCCAGAGCAGCCGGGGGGUUCCUGGGACUGGGCUGGAGGUGGGGGGGUGGGGUUGGUGGCGGAGCAGUCCUGCGGUGCAUCGUGUUCUGCCUAAGAAAUGGAAGAACUGCUUCACGUCCUAUUGCAGUUGUCACCACAAACAUUUGACCAUUGAUUUAAAAUGCGAAUUCCUGAGAGGAAAAGAAAAUGAGCUACUUUUGGCCAAAAACAUUGAAGCCCAGCCAUGGAAGGUUUUAUAAUUAAGAUAACCAGUUGAUAUCAAUGAAAAGUGUUUGUGAAGAAGUCAACAAACAACAAAGCUUCUUCACAGCACUCUUAAUCUCAGGAAUUCUUGUAAAAUAUCCAAUCAGACAUAAAGUGAGUAAGUGGCUCAAAAAUAACAGUUUCCCGGCAAAUGUCGACUCACUUUAUAAAUAUUGUAUAAACUGUUACAACCUGAUGCAAGUGUAUCUCACUGCAGAGCCAAAAGGACAGAUCUUAAAGAGCCCAUGCCAUUAAAAUGACAUUUUUCCUGUUGUUUGUUAAAUAACAUAGGUCUGAAUAAGUUUGUGAGCUGUGGUAAGUUUGAAAUCUAUGCAGUUUGUCUGCUGAAUGCAAUAGGCAAUGAAAGGAAAAAGGCAGAAGAAAUGAGCCAAUCUGGAUAAGGUGACACUGUGACGUAGCGUUGUCAAACUAUUAUUCAUGGCCCUGCCCACUUGGUUGGUUCGUAACCACCCACAAGAAUUCUGAAGGAGUCGUGAUUGAGCUAGUGCUAAAUGCUAAUACGUGUAUUGUAGUUGCUUAGUUCGUAGUAACAGGCUAGUUACAGAAUUUUGAAUGCAAUGGCAGAACGACAUCGAAGUACAUGAACUGCGACAUGCUGCCUGCCGCCGGUUGCCGCGAGGCACCACCGCCGCGAAGCACC